Belonocnema kinseyi is the source of this 3398-nucleotide messenger RNA. RefSeq names its product serine/threonine-protein kinase D1 (gene PKD). The record is from RefSeq and is a predicted model, not a curated record. Gene Ontology annotation, molecular function: protein serine/threonine kinase activity; ATP binding. The transcript has 12 exons. Gene Ontology annotation, biological process: protein phosphorylation. The coding region runs from base 236 to 2728 and encodes 830 amino acids. NCBI's taxonomy places the organism in Eukaryota, Metazoa, Arthropoda, Insecta, Hymenoptera, Cynipidae.
GUGCUGUGCCUACAUUGGUGUGUGCUGUACCACUGUACUGCACCUUACGUGGAAGUCAUUUCUCCGAAUUAAGAAAUGUGAAAAAACAGUACUUUCUAUCGAUAAAUUAAACAAAAUUUAUAUUUCAAGUUUCCUUGUAAUCUCAUCAAGAUCUGGAAUGGCCAGGUGUUAAGAAGCCAAAAAAUCGGCUCUGGAAGUAUUGAAUGUAUCGGAGCAAUAAGUAAAAGAGAGAAAGAUGGAGGCAGCAGAAGUAACAUUCCUUUUCCAGUUUGGAUUGCUGCGUGACACAGUCACUGUAGACUCGAGUCAAUUGACUCUGAAAUCUCUUAAAGAAUUUGCUUGUGAUUUUAUUAAUAGCAAGUGUCCUGAUCAUGGCUUAAGUCAAUUGUUCGAUAGACUCUUAUUGUUCAAACAUGACUACAACUCCACCAAUAUCCUGCAGCUCAUCACAAAUGCGAUGGAAAUUGUCGACGAAACUUUGGUGGAAAUAGUUCUCACUGCACAAGUACUGACCGAACAAAUCCCAAUUCGGCCACAUGCCUUAUCAGUGCAUUCUUACAAAGCGCCUACUUUUUGUGAUUUUUGUGGAGAAAUGCUCUUUGGUCUCGUUCGCCAAGGUCUAAAAUGCGAAGGGUGUGGCAUGAACUACCACAAGCGAUGUAUUAUAAAAGUCCCAAAUAACUGUUCUCAAGAUGCGAGUCAAAGACGACAUAGCUCGACACUUUUGAAUGUUCCAAGAUCUCCAAGUCAGAGUUCCACGAGUAGUUUAACAAGUGCCAGUGACGACAACCACAGUACGACUCUCACUCCUAGCACGAGUCAAAACAACAGUACCCUGGCAAUUCCGAGUAUCGUGACACCAAAGCAAUCUCGGUCUCCAUCGUUAGGAGGAAGACCAGUCUGGGUGGAACGAGAAAUGGCGACUCGAAUAAAAAUUCCACAUACGUUUGUGGUCCACACGUACACGAGACCGACAGUUUGUGCUUUCUGUAAAAAAUUAUUGCGUGGGUUGUUCAAACAAGGCCUCCAAUGUAAAGACUGCCAAUACAAUGCACAUAAAAAAUGCAUUGAGAGAAUUCCCAAAGACUGUACUGGGGAAAAUCCAUGUGACAACGCAGGUAUCGAAUAUCCUGAUAGUGGGGUUGGUAGUGAACCCGAAGGAAGAUGUGAUGGUAGAAAUGAAGAAGGUGAUGGAGAUAGUGAUGCUGAAUGCUUGCCUCAACCACCUCAGCUCUUUCAUUUAAACGAUGAAAAGACGAUGAAUGGAAAAUACUCUGAAUUUUCUUCUGCCCAUGACAUUUCGACUGAGAGUUUGGAAAAAUCGAGACCAUCUAGUUGUAGCUCAACUCCUAGCAACAAUAUUCCAUUAAUGAGAAUUGUGCAGAGUGUUAAACACACAAAGAAACGAGGCUCGCAAGUAUUAAAAGAAGGAUGGAUGGUGCACUUUACAAACCGAGAUCCUUCGAGAAAAAGACAUUAUUGGAGACUCGAUUCCAAAUCGUUAACUUUUUUCCAAAGUGAUACAGGAUCGAAGUAUUAUAAGGAAAUACCUCUUGGUGAAAUUUUGGCAAUUGAACCACCUACAGCUGCCCACACUCAAACGAUGCACUGUUUUGAAUUAAGAACAGCAAAUUUGGAUUACUAUGUGGGAGAAGAUCCAAUGUUUGCUAGUGGAAGUAAUGGUCAAGUUCCUCCUCCGGAAAGUGGAAUUGGCGCACAUUUAGCCAGAUCCUGGGAAACUAGCAUACGACAGGCUCUAAUGCCUGUUACAUCAGCAACGAAUCAAGAACAAUCGACUGAACCAGAAGAAUGCGUAACUGACAUGUCCCAACUCUACCAAAUUUUCCCAGACGAGGUUUUGGGCUCCGGACAAUUUGGAAUCGUCUAUGGAGGAAUUCACCGGAAAUCGGGCAGGGCAGUUGCAAUAAAAGUCAUCGACAAACUUCGCUUCCCGACGAAACAAGAAGCUCAACUGAAAAACGAAGUAGCUAUUCUACAAAAUUUGUCGCACAACGGAGUUGUUAAUUUAGACAGGAUGUUUGAAACCCCCGAGAGAAUAUUUGUCGUGAUGGAAAAAUUGAAAGGAGACAUGCUGGAGAUGAUUCUCAGUUCUGAAAGAGGAAGGCUCAGUGAAAGGAUCACGAAGUUUCUGGUCACCCAGAUUCUAGUAGCCCUGAAACAUCUUCACAGCAAGAACAUAGUGCAUUGCGAUUUGAAGCCAGAAAAUGUCUUAUUGAGCAGUGACAGCGAUUUUACGCAGGUGAAGCUUUGCGAUUUUGGAUUUGCAAGGAUCAUUGGGGAAAAAAGCUUCCGGAGAAGUGUGGUUGGAACCCCAGCUUAUUUGGCGCCUGAAGUUCUUAGAAAUAAGGGAUAUAAUAGGUCUUUGGAUAUGUGGAGUGUUGGCGUUAUUAUUUAUGUCUCGCUCAGCGGUACUUUUCCUUUUAAUGAAGAUGAGGAUAUCAACGAGCAGAUUCAAAAUGCUGCUUUUAUGUAUCCACCUUAUCCUUGGAAGGAGAUUUCUUCGGAUGCUAUUGAUCUGAUCAACAAUUUACUGCAAGUAAAGCAAAGGAAAAGGUACACAGUAGACAAAAGUCUGGCACAUAUUUGGUUGCAGGAUUAUCAAAUGUGGUGUGACCUGAGGGAAUUGGAGGCAAAGGUUGGAAGCAGAUACUUGACUCACGAAAGCGAUGAUGCGCGUUGGGCUUCAUACGCUGAUCAAAGUGCAUGACACAACUUGAUAUCGCCAAUAAAAGUCAUACCCUCAUCGACAACGCCCUUUUUUCGAAAAGGGUGGACUCGCAUUGCUCAAGACACUCUGCGACGUCUCAUUCGUACUUGAAAUUAUUCUCUAAAGUUCGGCGUACUUUAAUGAAAAUAAUUCUAAAAACUUAAACGUUCUUCACAAGAAACGAAAAUCUUCAAACAAGGAAUGAAUCUCUUCAAGAGAUAUUUGGAACUAUGUCAUCCUUCCAAGAUCGUUUAUUAAUUUAUUUAUAUUUUAUACACUUUUUCUUCAAUUUAAACUAAAGCUGAAAGCUUUACUAUAUUUUAAAAUUGAUAUUUUAAUUGAAAAUUGAAAAUUUUCAAACUUUUUAAACCCUUAACAGCAGAUUUUAAUUUUAGAGAUUUUUUAAUUAUAAAAUCCUAUUAAUUAGAUUUUCUUUGUAUAUUGAGUCUUAUUAAAAUAGAAUUCUAUCGAAAUGACUAGAAACUUAAGAAUCUCAAGAAAGGUAAUGUUCUGAAGGAAAUCUUGGGAAAAUCUGUCUCAGAAAUGAGAAAAGAAGAGUGACAGGGUUCCAAUAAAAAAAAUGGCCUGCGCAUAAGUAAGAAUAAUUAAAAUGUAAAGCUUUCGCGUUUUUAAGCUCUUUUGAAUCCCCGCGUAGGUUAAAGUUAAAAAA